Molecule: messenger RNA, 1482 nt
Organism: Betta splendens (Siamese fighting fish)
Lineage: Eukaryota; Metazoa; Chordata; Actinopteri; Anabantiformes; Osphronemidae
Gene: pex2
Product: peroxisomal biogenesis factor 2
Exons: 2
Coding region: 97-1065 (322 amino acids)
Biological process (GO): protein import into peroxisome matrix
Cellular component (GO): peroxisomal membrane
Molecular function (GO): zinc ion binding
Source: RefSeq, a predicted model, not a curated record
CUGCGAGAGGCGGGUUAAGUCCGUGUAAUACGGAAGUAGGGGGCGGUCAAAGUCGAAUCAGGGAGCACGGACAGAGUUCGCCUUCCCAGAUAGGAAAUGGGUUUCGGAAGCAAGGACAACGCCAAAGGUUCUGGUCCAAACGGUGAUGCGGACCCAACGGCCCCAGUCUUGCGCAUCAACCAGCUAGAUGCCCUGGAGCUGGACUCGGCGCUUGAGCAGCUCGUGUGGACGCAGUUCUCCCGGUGCUUCCAGAGCUGCCGCCCUGGCCUGCUCACCCCCCUGGAGCCUGAACUGAAGGCUCUGCUCCGGCUGCUCCUGUGGAGGUUCACGCUGUACUCCAACAGCGCCACCGUGGGCCAGGCGCUGCUGAGCUUGCGCUACCACAACGUCCUGUCCACCGCUCCUCGCUACAGGCCUCUGUCCCGCAGGCAGAAGCUGGGCUUGGCCUUGCUCACCGUGGGCCCCCAGUGGCUCCAGGAUCGAUCGCACAGCCUGUUUCUGGGCAUGGGUUUGAGUGCAGGGGGGCUCUUGUCUGAGAGAGAUAGUGGUUUGCUCCAAAAGGGACUUCGCACUUGCUUGACUCUCAUUUCUUCUGUUGUCCAGCUCGCAAGUCUCCUCAACUUCCUUGUUUUCCUAAGGAGGGGUCAGCACCCUGUCCUGUCUGAAAGGAUCGUGGGAGCGCGGGCGGUUUUCGCCAAACCCAACGUGGUCCGGGACGUGACCUACCAGCACAUGAACCGCGAGCUCCUGUGGCACGGCUUCGCCGAGUUCCUCAUCUUCCUGGUACCGCUGCUGAACACGGGAAAUCUGAAGGCGUCGGUGUCGGCGCUGGUGUUCGGGCGGGAGCGCGUGGAGGCGCGGGGGGCGGGAGACGCGUGGAAGGAGUGCGGCCUGUGUGGAGAGUGGCCGACCAUGCCUCACACCGUGGGCUGCCGCCAUGUGUUCUGCUACUACUGCAUCAAAAGUCAGAUCAUUGCGGAGCCGUGCUUCGCGUGUCCCAGAUGCGGUGCAGAGGCGGGCCAGCUUGUGCCGGCCAAGAUGGAGGUGGAGAUGACUGAAAGGUGAUGGUGUCAAAACCCACAAGACCGGAAUAAAAAGAGAUAAUUUGCACCACAAUGAAAUUAACUAGUUACAAUAUCAACUGUACUUGUUGAUGCCUGUGUCUGUUCUGCUCUCACACACACACACACAGACCUGCUAUGUUUAAUGUAUGUGUGCAUAUAUUGACAAUCCCCUGCCCCGUUCGUUUCUCCAGCCGGACUUUGGGCAGAACUAUUUGUCUUCAGCGCACUGGACAGACUGCAGAGAACCACACAGAGCAUAUAUUUGAUGAGUGAACGUGUUGAUUUAUGCUCCAAAUUGGCUCUGUGUUAGCGCGUGUGUGUGUUUGUUGAAAUGGGAAUAUUUGUUCUGAUGAAAAAUGCAGAAAGUCAGCUGAAUAAAUAAUGGGAGGAAUUUCUGAUGCCUCUCAUCAUGGCCAAA